GCUUGCCCCUGAAAAGACCGCUAGACUCCUAGUCUGUCAUUUUUACGCUUCCAAAUUAACUCUCUUAUUUUCUCUUCCUGCUCGACACCAACAGCCUAUGUCAGAUACAGCCAAAUUAGAAGGUCUCAACAGUUUUAAAGAUGGAGCUGCAGUUUAUAGGGAUGGAUUGUCUUUUGCUCUGUUCCGUACUUUGUUUAAUACCUUACACUCGAGUUCCUUGGCAAGGAAUUUGUGAUGCCCGCUCAAGGAAAAUCAUUACGAGGCAGCAGAAAUACAACAGCAAUCUUCCCCCUUUGGAGAUAACUAAAGUGAAAAAGGGCCAAGAUCCUUACAGAACAAGACUGAGUGACAAAUCUAGACAGGCCGUGAAUCCAUGAAGCCUGGUUGGACGUUAGCAUAACCUUAAAUAGCUGGACACACACAAAGAUCGGCUAUUCAGAUAGUACUAUCUAUCGAGGGAGAGACGACCAUAAUUAAAUAAACGAUCGUACGUUUUUGUAUUGAUAGAAGGGUAGCACAGAGUGAUAAGAGUAUGGAAGCACUAUGAAGC
Molecule: messenger RNA, 550 nt
Organism: Aspergillus caelatus
Lineage: Eukaryota; Fungi; Ascomycota; Eurotiomycetes; Eurotiales; Aspergillaceae
Exons: 1
Coding region: 141-377 (78 amino acids)
Source: RefSeq, a predicted model, not a curated record